UAGGAGGGCAUUGAGGAAGAAAGGCAGGGAGUAUCAAUGACAUCAACCAGCAGCAUCUGAGGCCGCCCGACCGACAAUGCUCCCCCGUCAAAGGGCUGAGGAGCAGCCCUGACCCGCUGCUGCGCUCGGUCCACGACAGGCAGCCACGACACACGGCGAUGUGUGCACGCAUCAUCUCCCCCACAAAGACAGCGCUUUCUCUGAGCGGAGCUGUGCUGCCACUGGAUUUACAUUCAUCCUUUCUGUUACCGGGGAAGCUUCCAGCUGCAAAUCCACCCACAUGCAUCUAGCAGACAGAGGAGAAGAAGACGGAGCACUUCCCACCAAGAGUGCCUAUCCCUGUUGAGCGAAUCCCGGCCUGUAUCUAAUCCAUCUCCAAGCAGCCCACAGUGCUUGCCAUGCCUCUGCCAAGGACAGGUGGAUUUUUGGCCCAGUCCAAGAGGCCUACCCUGGGGCUCAGCAUUAGCCCCUCCCCCCUGCAUUUGCUGCUGUUCUCAUUUAUCCUGCUGACCAACCCUUUGAGCGGUGUGUGUGGACCACUAGCUCCCCCAAAGUUCACCAAGAUUCCCACAGACCAGAUUGGAGUGUCGGGGGGUGUGGCAUCGUUCGUGUGUCAGGCCAGCGGUAAUCCCAAACCUGUCGUCUACUGGAACAAGAAGGGCAAGAAAGUCAACUCUCAGCGUAUCGAGACCAUAGAGUUUGAUGACGGUGCAGGUGCUGUGCUGCGAAUCCAACCACUCCGAGCUCCCCGGGAUGAGAACACCUACGAGUGUGUGGCACGCAACAGUGAAGGAGAGGUGUCCGUCACUGCAAAGCUUUCCAUUAUCAGAGAUGACCUCCUGCCGUUCGGCUUCCCCAGUAUAGACAUGGGUCCCCAACUUAAGGUAGUGGAACGCACGAGGACGGCCACCAUGCUGUGCGCCGCUAGUGGAAUCCCUGACCCAGAGAUUUCCUGGUUCAAAGACUUCCUGCCUGUCGACCCCAGCACCAGCCAGGGGCGCAUCAAACAGCUCCGAUCAGGAGCGUUACAGAUUGAGAACAGCGAGGAAACAGACCAAGGGAAGUACGAGUGUGUGGCCACCAACUCACAAGGUGUACGCUACUCCUCUCCCGCAAACCUAUACGUGCGAGGAGCGACAGACACAUUGCGCCGUGUGCCCCCUCGUUUCUCCAUCCUCCCCUCCAACCAUGAGAUCAUGCCAGGAGGGAGCGUCAACAUCACUUGUGUGGCUGUGGGUUCGCCCAUGCCCUACGUGAAAUGGAUGCUGGGCAGCGAGGACCUGACCCCGGAGGACGAAAUGCCGAUUGGGCGGAACGUGCUGGAACUCAACAGUGUUCGCGAGUCUGCAAACUACACCUGUGUGGCCAUGAGUAGCCUGGGUAUCCUCGAGGCCACUGCUCAGGUCUUAGUGAAGACUUUGCCAAAGCCUCCUGGCACGCCCAUCGUCACGGAAACCACCGCCACUAGUGUGACUAUCACCUGGGACUCCGGCAACCCCGACCCGGUCUCCUACUACAUCAUCCAGUACCGAGCCAAAGGGCCGGACAGCAAAUAUGAGACAGUGGACAGCAUCACCACCACCCGCUACAGCAUCGGGGGGCUGUAUCCCAACACGGAGUAUGAAAUCAGAGUGUCUGCCUUCAACAGCAUCGGUCAGGGCCCUCCCUCUGCUCGUGUGGAGGCUCGGACAGGAGAGCAGGCGCCAGCCAGUCCUCCUCGAAAUGUUCAGGCCCACAUUAUCUCUCAGAAUACUGUGAUGGUCCGAUGGGAGGAGCCAGAGGAACCCAAUGGACAGGUGAAAGGCUACCGUGUGUACUACACCAUGGACCCGUCCCGGCCAAUGAAUGAGUGGCAGAUUCACAAUGUCCAGGACAGUGUGAUCACGACCAUACAGAACCUCAUAACCUCAGAAACGUACACCAUUCAAGUCCUCGCCUUCACUUCUGUAGGAGACGGACCCUUCUCAGACCCUGUCCAUGUGAAAGUCAUGCCUGGAGUCCCAGGACAGCCGGGGAAGUUUAAAGUUGGAAGAGUGAACGACACCAGCAUCGAGUUGACCUGGGAACCCGCUUACACGAAAGAGGGAAUUGUCAACUAUGAGCUGCUCUAUAAACCGGUCAAGUUUGGCAGUUUGGAGAAGCUGACCUUCACUCCGAGAAAUUCUUACACAGUGGAGGGUCUGAAAGCAAACACCGAGUACUCCUUCUCCCUGGCUGCCAUCUCAAGCAAAGGCAUCGGUGCCUUCACCAAUGAACUGGUGCACAGGACGUCACAAGCCAAGCCCUCAGCUGCACCCAAAGGUGUUUCCUGCGAGCGUGCCAGCUCCACCUCACUGAGGGUAAGUUGGAGGCCGCCUCCAAUCGAGGGCCAGCAUGGGGAAUUGGCAAGUUAUGCGCUCAGAUAUCAGAGAGUUUCUGGGGCAGGAGGCGGAGGUCAGGACAGGGAAGUUAAGUGGCUUCCUGUCCCGGCCCAACAGGGGCAGACAGUGGUAGAGGGGCUGGAGAAAUGGAGCUGGUACAACAUCACCAUGUCAGCCUCUACUGCAGAAGGGACUGGACCUAACAGUCUGGCUGUGCUGUGCAGAACUGAUGAAGAUGUUCCUAGUGCACCCCCACGUCAGGUGGAUGUUCAGCCACUCAACUCCUCGGCUCUUCGAGCUACGUGGCGAUCGGUGUUGCCUAGGUUACAGCAAGGCCAGAUCCGAGGGUACCAGGUACAUUUCAGCCGUGCCGGGAGUGGUGAAUCGCGCAACCUCCCCUGGAUCAAAGACCUUUUAUUGGAUGAGUCUCAGAUGGAGGAGGAGGACGACUCAACCCAAUAUGAGCUGAUUUUGGGUGAUCUAAAACCAGAGACUGUGUACUCUGUCUCAGUGGCAGCAUACACCACCAAAGGGGAUGGAGCACACAGCAAGGCCAAGCUGGUGCAGACCCCAGGGAUUGUGCCUGGCCCUCCUUCCCUUUGGGUGCGUCCAGGAUCAGUUUCAUCAGUUGUGGUGCGGUGGGAUCCUCCUCUAGAACGCUCUGACUCAGGGUCUGAUAGCCAGGGGCUCCCAGUGCAAAUAGAGGGCUACCGCCUACAGUUUGGCCUGAAGAAUGCCACUUUAGACACCACAGUGGAGUUCACAAAUAGUGAGAAAAACUUCACUGUCCAAAACCUCUCCCCAGGCUCCACCUAUAUCUUUGUCCUCUCUGCAAAGAGCAAAGCAGGCUACGGUGAUGUAGUGCAGCAGGAAAUAACAGUCCCCAUGUUGCCUCCCUUGGGAUACCCCAAAAUAUCUGACAUUGUCAUUGCCACUUGCUGCUCCAUCCAGUUCUCCUGGGUGCCCCUUGCCCCAGAGGAGUCCAGUGGUAUCAUUACAGGUUAUACCAUAGCUUACAAGCAGGGCACAGAUGGCCCCAAACCAUCUUCUGAUCCUGGCCCCUCUUCCUCACCAGUCUUCCCUGCUCCCCCAUGGCUGAUCACACUACCAGCGAGUGUUUCCAGCUACACCAUCUCGGGCCUUAAUCAGAGCACAGCCUACGAGUUGCAGCUAAGAGCCCACAACAAGGCAGGGCCAGGCCCUUUCAGCCCACCUCUGUUGUACCAAACACUGGCCUUUGAAACAGAUGUCCCGAGGAAUUUUUCAGUCAAUCUGGCCACAAAGACCAGUGUUCUUUUGACUUGGGAGUUUCCUGAGAGCAGCAAUCCAUACCGCUUCACUGUGGAGUAUAAUCGACUGAAGAUGGAGGUGGACGCUCGGCUGAAAAAGGCAGUCAUUCCAAACCUUCAGCCUGACACUAGCUAUGACUUUAAGAUCACUGCUCCUGAGGGCAACAUGGGAGGCCUUCGCCACCGCAUUACGGCCAAGACCUCCCCACCAAUCACCAUCCGCCGCCCUGAAAUUGACCACACCCGUGAAACAGAGACAACGGUCACCAUAAUCCUGCCGUCGCUGGAGACUCGCAGUCCUGUCAAGAAUGUUUAUGUUGUUGUGGUUCCACUGAGGAGAGGGCGUGGCGUCAUCAGACACCUCAAGAGUCCAGAUGAAAUGGACCUAGAGGAGCUGUUAAAGGAUAUCAGUCAAAGGCAGAAGGAUUCCCGGCAGCAGAAGCAGGUGGACUUGCGCCGGGCUUACAUCACAGCCCGUUUCACACCUGCCACCCUACCAGCCUUCUUUACCCUGGGAGACCAGCUGGACUAUGGAGGCUUUGAAAAUCGAGCUCUGGAGCCUGGGCAGGAGUACGUCUUCUUCAUCCUGGCUGAGCUCAACUCCACUACCGGGAAAAUGUAUGUGGCCAGCCCGUACACAGAUCCAGUAAUUGCCCCAGAUUCAGACCCCCAGCCCUUCGACGCAGGGGAUGGUCUGAUCUGGGUGGUGGGACCUGUCCUCGCUGUGGUCUUCAUCAUCUGUAUUGUCAUCGCUAUCCUCCUUUACAAGAACAGCAAACCUGACAGCAGCAAACGCAAGGACUCCGAGCCUGGAACCAAAAGCCUUUUGAGUAAUGCCGAGAUGAUGGCCCAUCAUCCAACGGAUCCUGUGGAGAUGAGACGCAUCAACUUCCAGACUCCCGGUAUGAUGAGCCAUCCUCCCAUCCCCAUCAGUGAGCUGGCCGAGCACAUAGAGCUCCUGAAAGCAAACGACAACCUGAGACUCUCCCAGGAGUAUGAGUCAAUCGACCCAAGUCAGCAGUUCACCUGGGAACAUUCAAAUCUGGAGGUCAACAAGCCCAAAAACCGCUAUGCCAAUGUCAUAGCAUACGACCACACGAGAGUCAUCAUGGCUCCAAUUGAAGGUAUCGUGGGGAGCGACUACAUCAACGCUAACUACAUCGACGGCUACAGGAAGCAGAAUGCAUACAUUGCUACUCAAGGGCCACUGUCGGAGACAUUUGGGGACUUUUGGAGGAUGGUGUGGGAGCAGCGGUCUGCCUCUGUUGUCAUGAUGACACGCCUGGAGGAGAAGUCUCGGAUAAAGUGCGAUCAGUACUGGCCCAGCCGCGGCACAGAAACAUACGGGAUGAUCCAGGUCACCUUGCUGGACACAAUGGAGCUAGCCACUUUCUGUGUGCGCACACUCUCCCUACACAAGAGUGGCAACAGUGAGCGGAGAGAGGUGCGGCAGUUCCAGUUUACAUCCUGGCCAGAUCACGGUGUGCCAGAGUAUCCCACUCCCUUCCUCAACUUCCUCCGCAGGGUCAAAGCCUGCAACCCUCCAGAUGCUGGACCUAUCAUUACUCACUGCAGCGCUGGGGUUGGUCGCACCGGCUGUUUCAUCGUCAUCGAUGCCAUGCUGGAGCGCAUUCGACAUGAGCGCACCGUGGACAUCUACGGUCAUGUGACCCUGAUGCGUUCGCAGAGGAACUACAUGGUGCAGACGGAGGAUCAGUACAGCUUCAUUCACGAGGCCCUGCUGGAAGCUGUGGCCUGUGGGAACACCGAGGUGGCUGCCAGGAGUCUGUACUCGUACAUGCAGAAGCUGUCCAAGGUGGAGAGUGGAGAACAUGUCACUGGCAUGGAGCUGGAGUUUAAGCGACUGGCAAACACCAAAGCCCACACGUCCCGGUUUGUCACGGCCAACUUGCCUUGCAACAAAUUCAAGAACCGACUGGUCAACAUCAUGCCCUAUGAAACCACCCGCGUCUGCCUGCAGCCAAUCAGAGGCCUGGAAGGCUCUGACUACAUCAACGCCAGUUACAUAGACGGAUACAGGCAGCAGAGAGGCUACAUCGCCACCCAGGGACCACUGGCUGAGACUACAGAGGAUUUCUGGAGGAUGCUGUGGGAACACAACUCCACUAUAGUUGUCAUGCUCACUAAACUGAGAGAAAUGGGACGGGAGAAGUGCCACCAGUACUGGCCAGCCGAGCGCUCAGCCAGGUACCAGUACUUCGUCGUGGACCCUAUGGCAGAGUAUAACAUGCCUCAGUACAUUCUGCGGGAGUUCAAAGUCACGGAUGCCAGGGAUGGCCAAUCGCGGACAGUUCGCCAGUUCCAAUUCACCGAUUGGCCAGAGCAAGGUGUGCCCAAGUCUGGCGAGGGCUUCAUCGAUUUCAUUGGCCAAGUGCACAAAACCAAGGAGCAGUUUGGUCAGGACGGACCAAUCAGCGUUCACUGCAGUGCUGGUGUGGGCAGGACAGGUGUUUUCAUCACUCUGAGUAUUGUCCUGGAGAGGAUGCGUUACGAAGGAGCGGUGGACAUCUUCCAGACUGUCAAAAUGCUGCGGACACAGAGACCAGCCAUGGUGCAAACUGAGGAUGAGUACCAGUUCUGCUACCAGGCUGCUCUGGAAUACCUGGGUAGCUUUGACCACUAUGCAACAUAAGUGAAGCUGUCCCUCCAUCCUUUUGCUUCAACGUUCCACAAACAAAGCAACAAGUGAAUCAAAAAGAAAGACAGCCUGAAACAAACGUGAGCACUGAAACUUUUCUGGGAGCGCAAUUCAAAGACGACACGUACACCGACAAGGACAAAACGCAACAACAAAUCUAUGUCUAACAGCACUCACACUCACCAGGACCUCACCUGAGAGACUGGUGGGUGUGGAGACUAUUCAUGUAUAAUCCAUAUACUUACCUCAGUGUUCCAGUGUGAAGGACGUAUAAUACAUGUGUGUUGUGGUCAGCUAUCGCCAAUAUGAACCAGUGAAAUACAAAUGGCUUCUCAACAGGAAUUACAAUACUAUGUGUGUAUAAAAUACAAAAAAAAGAAGAUAAGAAUAACUAAAACAAAACAGGAAAGACAAAGAGCCUGGAUAUUUGCUGCACCCUAAAUGGGCUUUUUAUCCUCAACUUUGUAUUCAUUGGUUUGUUGUACUAAAGGGUACAGAGUGCAAUGGUAAACGUUUCUAUGUGUCUGUGAGUCAAAGGUGGCUACUUCUACCACAGUUAAUUCUGAUUAUAGUUUAAAAGCAGAUUACCAGGUGAUGCCUCAGCACAAGCCUGCAGUUCUGGACUCACCACACUGAGGACUGCUGGGAAAGCAUGCAGAUGCUCAUCUACCCACUGCACAGUGCCAAGAAAAACCAUGCGGCGUGAACAUGAACUGUGGCCUACAAGGAGAGAUGACUCCAUCUUUCAUGCAGCACAAUGUGAUAUCAGACAAGAGAUCGCUCGUAAACGCCGGCCAAGGAUCAGUUCCCACUCCCCAGUUGUGUCCUCCGUCUUAGCCUCAACUGGCCUGAGAUUUGUAGUCCGGUGCAUUCUUCAUUCAGCAAAGCUUGCUUGAUAUUUGCUGUAGUCCUUGUUCAUCCUCCAGCUCAGAUCCUCUUGAUGUCAGUCCCAUUGUGACAGUUUGGCAGUGGCUUGUUGAAAGUGAUGCUAAUGAAAGAGCUGAGCUUCAAUCCCUUUGUUUCACAAAUAGAAAGCAACUCUCGGCCCCUUUCUGCAGAUUGUUUGUGUGUGUGUUUUUAUUGAAUGUCUUUGCCUUUCACUGACUUCUUGUGUUCUAACAUGCUGCCUAAAGCUCAUGGGUUGGGUGUUGAACUUUUCUUUUUUUGUCGUUCAGUAUCUUGAGGAUGAAACCUGUUUCCUGAUCAUCUUUGUCUUCUAAAGCUACUUUAAUUGCAUCGUUUUGCAAUUAAAUCCCCCUGAUAUUUCACUGUCCAAGAAACAUUUUGCACAAGUGGUGAAUGACUCACUUUCAACAGUCCUCUCUCUUCUUCCCCCUCCAUAAAAGCACCGUUAAAGCUCUAUCCGUCCCUAAACUACAGUGUACAGAAUACCCCAACAUAACCAAUUGAUGUUUCCUCUCUGUCUCCUCCAGUACAACAGCAAAGUCCUUGAUGUUGAUAUACAGUAUAUCUUCUUGAUUUGACAUUGUAUAAUCAUAACAUGGUAACUGAAGAGCACAGCAAUGUUCCAGUGAAUCAGACAUCUUGGGCGAGUUCACAAUUUUGUACAUACCGUCUAUCAUUGGAGUCCUAAUACAGUACAAUUACAUACGUCUGAGCACAAGAUAUAAAGUGGGAUUGGAUGUGAUGUAGUUUUUAUUGUUGCAAAAAAAAAGCCUUAUUGUUAUUGUUCACUUUGUCAUAUUUAUUUCAUAUGAUUUUUUUUUCUUUUUUUAAUAUAUAAAUUUAAUUCUAUUUUGUUACUUUUUAGGUUUGUUUUUAUUUAUUUAUUUGGGAUAUCUAGCAACUAUAACCAAUAAGAUGAUGUUUACUUGUUUCUUUGGCAAGCCAAUGUAAAUGUAUAAUAUUGUCCCCGUUUGUUUUUUUAUUUUUAAUGGUUGGGUUUGGUGCUUUUUUUAUUUGCUUAUUAUCAUAAAGUAUGCCCUCUGUGUAGGGUGCUAUUUGAUACUGAUUACUGAUGUCCGACUAGUUAGCUUGAGAUGUACAUUAGAGGUGCACAUAGUUUAAGUUUACAGUGAUGCCCUCUCCCCCCCCCACCUGACCUUCGUACAGUAGCAGCAGCAGUGGUGUGGUCAUAGCAGCAGAGGUAUGGUCCUGCCCUCCGUGUUUGGUUUAAGGGCAUCAAAAAGAGAUAGGAUUUAUAGAGCAGACGUUGUUGGUGGAAAACCUCGAACUGUUGGUAUUUAGUUUGCCGGUGAGCACAUGGUAGCAAGUGUAUUUUUGAAAGAGAACGGGUAAGAAACGCCCAGCUACACGCACACACACCUCUCUCAAAGUUCUUGUUUAAAUCUGAAAAUAUUCUAAUAUAAACUUUAUGUGUGGUCCAGAAGUCUUGACAGUGUGUGACAUAAUAUAUGAAACAUGUUAUUCCUUCAAUUUCUGAUUAUUGUGUCAAGAGAAAUAUAAAAGGCGCACACAAAACAUAAUAUGAAGUGUGUUGAGGGCCAGCUGUGAUGAUGCCAUCCCCCUCACCUAUGUACCUGUUCUUUCCUUUCAAACCAUGGAUGUAGAUAUUGUAUCUUGACUUUGUAUUAAAAGCAGGAUGAUUGGAUAUACAGCACAAAGAGCUA
Molecule: messenger RNA, 8899 nt
Organism: Solea solea (common sole)
Lineage: Eukaryota; Metazoa; Chordata; Actinopteri; Pleuronectiformes; Soleidae
Product: receptor-type tyrosine-protein phosphatase S-like
Exons: 36
Coding region: 399-6302 (1967 amino acids)
Biological process (GO): protein dephosphorylation
Molecular function (GO): protein tyrosine phosphatase activity; protein binding
Source: RefSeq, a predicted model, not a curated record